AGUCCUUGGCUAUUUCUCAAUAUAAAUUCUUUUUUUUUAACCACACAUUUUUGUCAAUACUGUCAAUAGACUCUAUUGUAUAAUUAUAGCCUAUAUCGGAAAUGUGCUUUUAAUGUGAACAUAAUUUAAUAUCAGAACUUUCUCAAUGACCUUAAAAAACCUUGAAAAGUGAAAACCAUUAAUGUGCAACUAUUUAAACUUGAAAAGAGCAAUUAGGUUGAUUUAGGGCCAUAAUGCUCUUUGCUUUACACUUUUCUUGCCUCAGGUUCAUGAUCUACAUCCACCCUCUAUACACACAUGUAUAUUGUUGCCAAAUCCAGUUCUUAAUUACCUCUAAUUAUCAAACAUUUGCCAAGAUACAGCAAAAUGCAAGACUGUUUAAAGCAAGUCACGCUACCUUCCGUGACCUCUAGCAGAACUGCAUGACUUUUGAGGAGCUGUAUGCUAUAAAACACACACCUAAUGUGAAAUACUGUUAUAUAUGUCUUAUGUUUGCUUCUCUCAGUUUCCCAGGCCGAUGGUGGACUGUGAAGGCCUUUCAAUGAAUGCUCAGGUGGAAACGGAGAGAGGAGAUGAGGAGAAGGAAGGUAGGCAAAGCACCUCUAUCCUCUCCCCACAGCUGAAAGCCAUGAUCCGGAUCAAGAAGAAGUACCUAAAGAGAUCUAAUUCAGUCAGGUUGAGCACUAACUCGACUGUGUCUGAUGGGAGUUUGCACCCUAAGACUCCCCAGACCAGGAAGUCCAAGCGCAGGAAGUCCCGUGUGCUGUUCCCAAAUGACGCUUUGAUAUUCAAGCCAAAGAAAGAGCGCAGCGGGGCGAAACCUUUCCUGCUGCUCUUCAGCGUGAUCGUCUUCAUCCAGGUCUACAACGCUAUUGAGAAUCUGGACGACCAUGUGUUGAAGUACGAUCUGGAGGGUUUGGAGAGGUCGCUGAACAGGGAGGUGUUUGGCCAGCCGGAGGCGCUAGAGGAGCUGAUGGAGCAUCUGAACGAUUACCUGUCCACUUACGCCCACCAGCGACCCCUCGCCCUGUCUUUGCACGGGGCGUCUGGCGUCGGGAAGAGCCACCUGGGUCGCCUGCUGGCACGCCACUUCCGCUCUGUGGUCGACGACAAGCUAGUGGUGCAUUAUUUAUCCAAACACCACUGCCCCCUACAGGACGCGGCACAGCACUGCGCCUCCAAACUAGCUCAGCGUAUAUCAGAGGUAGUGACUCGAGCCGAGGAAGAGGAGCAGAUUCCCUUCUUCAUCCUGGACGAGGUGGAACUGAUGCCGCCUCCGCUGCUGGACAUCCUGCAGACGUUUCUUCAGUCCAAUCAGACCAAUGAGUUUUUGAACGUGGUUUACGUUUUUCUCAGCAGUCUGGGGCAAAGGCAGAUCACAGCUCAUGUUCUUCAAAACACCUCCACCUCCGGGGCCCAUAAACCGCUCCAACGGGCCCUGUCUCUCAUCCAUCCUCUAUGGACGGAGCCCGCGGUCGAGCUCAUCCCUCUUUCCCUGCUGGAGCGGGAACAUGUCAUUCAAUGCUUUCUAGAGGAAAUGACCCUCGAAGGGUUUUACCCCGACCUCAGCCAUGUAGAGAGACUGGCGGAUGAACUGGCCUAUCACACUGCAGCUGGAAGACAGUACGCAAAAACUGGAUGCAGACAAGUAGUGGGAAAAGUGAACCUGCUUUGAGAGAGCUUUAGAAAAUGUGUAAUAUUCUCAUUAUUCAGCUAUUUUCAGCCAUCUUAGAAUCACAUUUCAGUGAUAUGCUACACCGAAUAUUCAGUAAGGAUGCACUAAAUUGAUGAAAAGUGACAGUGAAGAUGUUUAUAAUGUUUCAUAAUAGUUCUAUUUCAUAUAAAUGCUGUUCUUUUGAACUGUCUAUUCAUCAAAGAGUCCUGAAAAUAAAUAUCACAUUUUUCACAAAAUAUUAAUCAGUACAACUGUUUUUUGAUAAUAAAAAGAACGUGCAGCAAUGAUUUCUGAAGGAUCAUGUGACACUGAAGACUGAAGUAAUGGACAAACUUGUGAGAUUGACCCAGAAAAACUUUUGCAAUUUUUAUCACCAGUACAUUUAAAGUUUCUUUAUAGAAUUGGAUGUACAAAAUCUUGUCUUUUUUGUCUAAGUACAUAAAUGUUUGUCUUUAUUAUAUUGUUGAAUUUUUCAUCUAUACAGGUAUGUGACAUGUGAAGCUGAUAUGUAACAACAACAACUGAAGUAAUGGCUGCUGAAAAUUCAGCUUUGCGUCACAGGAAUGAAUUACAUUUUUAUUUUUAUUAUUUUCAAUUCCAGUAACAUUACACCGCAGUGAUAUUCAUGUUAAGCUGUUGUGGCACCUAAAAAUUUGUGUAAAAUAUUGCUUUUUGUGUUUUGUAUAAUUCAAUUGUAUAAUGUAUAGUUCAUUUCUUUUUAUAAAGCAUUUCUAAAAAAAAAAAAAAAAAAUUGUAAAUGAUCAGUUCAAUACAAAUACUGACAAUAUGUGUGUCAAAUUUUAACUUCCAUAUAGAAAUUCAUUCUGAUGGUCCUCAAGAUCUGAUAUUCAGAGAACGGUCAACAAUUAAUAAUGCAGUUGAUGCUUUUGAGCUGGCACUACUUUCUCAGAGGAUGAACUUCUGGUCACAUGUUACAGAGAGUUUGCUCUAGAAACAGUGUUUUACGUCACACUGAUUUCUGGCGAACUUGUGAAUCUUGUAUAAAAGUUACAUGAUUUAGCAACUUUAUCAGCUUUAUGCCACCAUGACAAUGAAGAUAAAAGAUUGCAUAUACUGUACCUUUCACACAGACCAGGUCAGUAAGUGUUUCUAUCAUAAUAAUCUAUCAUAUCAUAGUCUUUUGCUAAGUCUUGUGGAUUUUAAUGGUUAUUUCUGGAUAUACUGACAUUUUAAGUGUCUUGCAAUAUUUGUCACAUUACACCACAAAUAUUAGAACGUUUAUCGUUUGUGAAGAGAACCAUCAAAUCAUAUUUAAUCUGGCUGCUUGUUGCAGCAUUGAAAUAUUUCAAUUGUGUUUUACCGUAUAUAGAAGUAUAGGUUUCACUUUAUUUUGAUGGUCCCUUUAACACAUUCUAUUGACUAUAAGUAAUGUUGCACCUACAUUUCUACUGACUCUCAUUAGAGUGUUAGUAGUGUAUUAGUUGACUGGUAGGGUUAGGGUUAGAUUAAGUUGACACGUUCUUGCAAAGUUACUUAUAGUCAGUAGAAUAUCUGUUGGGAGACCAACACAAUAAGGAGUUGGUAGAUAUGAAGCAGACAGUCUACUAAUACUCUUAUGAGAGUUUGUUGACAUGUAGUUGCAACAUUACUUAGUGUCAACAGAAUGUUCAAAAGGGACCAUCAAAAUAAAGUGUUACCGAAGUAUAUAAAACUGCACUAACUGUCUCUGCCAUGUGUUUGUGGUGUGCGCUGCUGUUUUCGCUUGCUUGUUGUUUGGGUUUGUUUCCUCCGCUGUGAUUGGCAGGUUGAUCUUGAUUUCACCCUUGUGUGUAUAUGUGUAUGUGAGAGACAGAAGCCUGGUUACCACCACAAAUCAUUUUGGAUCCCAAUUACAAAGCCCAUACCUGCCUACAGCCCUCUGUCUGAGAAUGCUGAACAUAACAAGAUUGACUUUUAAUCACUUGGAGACACGGCCGAAAAGCGAAUGUCACGCAAUCACCACACAUGCACACGCUUUCCAUGUGAAAUACCUUCCACAUGGAGAAAAUGUCUUGAAACAUGAGUAUUUCUGACUGCACUAUUCAUUUAGAUAUUCAUGGCUUUCCACUACGCAAAAGUAUUUUUAACAGUCAUUUUAAUGCAAUUCUGACUUUUCUUGUUCCAUGUUUCACACUGUUCAUAUUAGCCUGUUUUUAAGACUAAUUUUUAGGUGUAAUUUAACAAUGGCACCACAAUUCUGUGUUGGCAUUAACCCAGGGUUAAAUUUGUGAUAAAUUAAUACAGGGUUAAAAA
This is a messenger RNA of Onychostoma macrolepis, 3928 nucleotides long. It is a transcript of the gene tor4ab, whose product is annotated as torsin family 4, member Ab. Gene Ontology annotation, cellular component: endoplasmic reticulum lumen; nuclear envelope. Bases 482 to 1675 code for a protein of 397 amino acids. NCBI's taxonomy places the organism in Eukaryota, Metazoa, Chordata, Actinopteri, Cypriniformes, Cyprinidae. Gene Ontology annotation, molecular function: ATP hydrolysis activity; ATP binding. The transcript has 2 exons. The record is from RefSeq and is a predicted model, not a curated record.